Messenger RNA from Lachancea meyersii CBS 8951, 1236 nucleotides. NCBI's taxonomy places the organism in Eukaryota, Fungi, Ascomycota, Saccharomycetes, Saccharomycetales, Saccharomycetaceae. The record is from the annotation of a GenBank genome assembly.
AUGCCCAGAGACCCUCUAAUCGGUAUUGUUGGAAAACCCUCCUCGGGAAAAUCCACUACCUUAAAUUCCUUGACCGAUGCCGCCGCACAAGUAGGAGCUUUUCCUUUCACAACUAUUGAACCAAAUAAAGCUACUGGAUAUUUGCAAGUCGACUGUGCUUGCAGUAGAUACGGUCUGCAAAAGCUCUGUAAACCAAACUAUGGGUGGUGUACCAACGGAAAGAGACACAUUCCAAUCAUGCUUUUGGAUGUAGCCGGUUUGGUUCCUGGAGCGCACUCCGGUAGAGGCCUUGGCAACAAGUUUUUGGACGACUUGAGACACGCAGAUGCAUUGAUACAUGUUGUGGACGUUAGCGGAACGACCGACUCUGAGGGUAAGAAUACACGAGGCUACGAUCCACUGUACGAUAUAGAAUGGCUUCAAGACGAGAUACGACUGUGGAUCGAGGGAAAUCUGGAAAAAAGAUGGGGGUCGAUUGUGCGUAGACAUACCGCUACCAAGUCGAGCGCUGUCGACACUUUGCAGGCGCAAUUUGGUGGUUACGGGUCGCACGCUUCGAUGAUUCAGCGCGCUUUGCACAGAAUCGAGGGCUUGCCUCCCUUGGAACAGUGGAAUAAAGAGUGGAUCACCAAAGUCGUCAAGUCGUUCAUGCUGGAAAAAUUCCCCACUGUGCUGGGUCUCAACAAGAUAGACCACCCGGACGCGGACAAAAACGUUUCGAAAAUCAUGCUUAAAUACCCGCAAAGCAAAGCUGUGCUUUGCAGUGCCAUUACCGAAGUGUUUUUGAGAAAGCUGCAAAAACAAGGCUUUAUACGGUACGAAGAAGGGACCGAGUUUGUUGAUACCUGCGAGGACGAUCCGGAAAACUUGAAAAUCCUGGACGAUAAGCUACUGCAGCGGAUCGAAAAUAUUCGUGAUUUAGUUCUAUAUCGCUUUGGGUCCACUGGUGUGGUACAGGUUUUGCAAGCUGCUGCAGAUGCCCUGGACCUGAUACCGGUGUACACGGUGAGGAACAUCACUACGUUCACCGGGAACCAUGGAGAAGAGGUUUUCAGGGACUGCUUUUUGAUCAAGAAAGGGUCUACUGUUGGCAAAGUGGCCCGCUACGUGAUGGGUGAAGUCACGAUUGCUGCAGUGGAGACGAUCCAUGGGAUGCGUGUGAGCGAAGACGCUAUUGUAGAUAGAGGCCAGAACGAUAUUUUGACAUUCAAACUGGCGCCCAAGAGUGUGAACUGA